Messenger RNA from Triticum turgidum subsp. durum (durum wheat), 408 nucleotides. The record is from the annotation of a GenBank genome assembly. Lineage: Eukaryota; Viridiplantae; Streptophyta; Magnoliopsida; Poales; Poaceae.
AUGACGAAGCACCAGCGAGCUGCAGCACACCAGGCCGUGUCACUCUCCCUCUCGCUCUCCCUCGGCGCCGUCGCCGGCCUCAACAAGAAGAUGCGCCGCGCUGCCGCCGCAGCCGGUGGGGAUCAGUUCGUGUGCAAGACGUGCGGCCGCUCGUUCCCGUCGUUCCAGGCGCUCGGCGGCCACCGGACCAGCCACCUCCGCGGCCGCCACGGGCUCGCGCUCGCCCUCACCACCGGCGAUCACUACUACUCCGUCAAGCCCAAGAGUACAGCCGAUCACAAGUCUCAGCACCGGUGCCACAUCUGCGGCCAAGGGUUCGAGACGGGGCAGGCGCUCGGCGGCCACAUGCGCCGGCACCGUGACGAGGCGGCGGAGGCGCCGCCCGUUCUGCUCGAGCUCUUUGUCUAG